AUAGUAAGGUAACUAAAGAUAGACCUGCCCAGGGUUUCCAUUUUUCUAUCUCACUCUUUCUUUCUUCACUAUUCCUUUCUCCUUCUCUCAUUAUUUGCUCUUUCAGAUUGGUACCCCCAACCCUUUUAUAAACCACACACUACUAAAAAAGUGGUUUAUUAUAUUUGCUCACCAAGAUUGGAACAGUUUCCACUUCAUUCUCUACUACUGAGUGAGUGUAAGAGAGAUAUGGGAAGGGGAAAAGUAGAACUGAAGAGGAUAGAGAACAAAAUAAACAGGCAGGUCACUUUUGCUAAGAGGAGAAAUGGGCUUCUCAAGAAGGCUUAUGAACUUUCUGUUCUUUGUGAUGCUGAAGUUGCUCUCAUCAUCUUCUCCAAUCGUGGAAAACUCUAUGAGUUUUGCAGCAGUUCUAGCAUGAUGAAGACCCUUGAAAGGUACCAACGUUGCAGCUAUGCUCAUUUGGAGGCCAACCAGCCAGCCAGUGACACUCAGAACAAUUACCAUGAAUAUCUAAGGCUAAAAGCUAGGGUUGAGCUCCUUCAACGAUCCCAAAGAAAUCUUCUUGGGGAAGAUCUGGGUCCAUUGAGCACAAAGGAGCUCGAGCAACUUGAGCAUCAAUUGGAGGCUUCCUUAAAGCAAAUCCGGUCAAGGAAGACCCAAUCUAUGCUGGAUCAGCUAGCUGAGCUUCAACAAAGGGAGCAAAUGCUGGCAGAGUCCAAUAAACUCCUUAGAAGGAAGUUGGAGGAAAAUGUGGCCGGAAUACCUCUCCGAUUGUCAUGGGAAGAUGGGAAUCAAGCAAUUCAACAAAACCGCCAGCUUCCACCACAGUCCGAGGGGUUCUUUCAGCCUUUGGGGCUGAACAUAUCUGGACAAAUUGGAUACAACUCUGUUGGCACAGAUGAGGUAAACGUUGCAGCCUCAGCUCACAACAUAAAUGGAUUCUUUCCAGGGUGGAUGCUGUGAUGAUAAGAUGUUGAAAACUUGGAAUAAUUCAGGCCACCUUAAUUGCAUUAUAUUUCCCUAACUGGAAGGAUUAUUAUUAAAUUUAGUACUACAAUGAUGUCUUGGUGUGUGCUUGCUUGCUAUUUUUGUUGUUGUACGUGGUCUGUCAUGUGUAUAGCUACUUGUAAUUAUUGUUAUUGUUAUUGUUAUUUUUGGGGACAAUAAGUCUGCAUAAGUUGGCAAUAACAUAACUGUAUUUUAUAUAUGUAACCUGUCUAAGCUCGGGAGAAAAUAUUAUUAUAUGUAA
Molecule: messenger RNA, 1249 nt
Organism: Ipomoea triloba (trilobed morning glory)
Lineage: Eukaryota; Viridiplantae; Streptophyta; Magnoliopsida; Solanales; Convolvulaceae
Product: MADS-box protein EJ2-like
Exons: 8
Coding region: 229-963 (244 amino acids)
Biological process (GO): positive regulation of transcription by RNA polymerase II
Cellular component (GO): nucleus
Molecular function (GO): protein dimerization activity; RNA polymerase II cis-regulatory region sequence-specific DNA binding; DNA-binding transcription factor activity, RNA polymerase II-specific
Source: RefSeq, a predicted model, not a curated record